This is a messenger RNA of Cicer arietinum (chickpea), 2208 nucleotides long. Its product is annotated as putative pectinesterase/pectinesterase inhibitor 45. Lineage: Eukaryota; Viridiplantae; Streptophyta; Magnoliopsida; Fabales; Fabaceae. Gene Ontology annotation, molecular function: pectinesterase activity; enzyme inhibitor activity. Gene Ontology annotation, biological process: cell wall modification. The record is from RefSeq and is a predicted model, not a curated record.
AGUUGAAAAGGAGUAGAAAGCAACCCUCAUUUGAUAUCAAUUUUCCAUCGCUCUCUUUUAUUUCCGUGCCUGGGCUGAAGAUUGUAACUAAGGCAGAGACUACUCUGCCUUAGAAAACUAAUUUUCUUUUUAUAUAAAUAAAUGGCGUUUCAAGAUUUCGACCUCAUCUCAGAACGACGCAAAAAUGAGAAGAAACAACAACUGAAGAAGAGGAUCCUCAUUGGUGUUCUUUCUUCCGUUGUCCUCGUCGGUCUUAUAGGUUGUGCAUUCUUUGUUGCCACCUCCAAAUACGGUGGUGGUAGCAACAAAGACAAUGAACCGUCUCAAACUUCUAGUUCUAACAAGCAUGUUGCACAUUCAGAAAAGAUUGUAAAAUUGGUAUGCAGUUCUGCAGAUUACAAAGAAAAAUGUGAAGACCCUCUUAACAAGGCAGUGGAGAAAGAUCCUAAACUUCAACACCCUAAAGACCUUCUCAAAGUCUAUGUAAAAAUUGUUGAAGACGAGGUUAACAAAGCCUUCAACAAAACAAACACUUUCAAAUUUGAAAGUGAAGAAGAGAAAGGUGCAUUUGAGGAUUGUAAACAACUUUUUGAAGAUGCUAAGGAGGAUUUACAAGCCUCAAUCUCCCAACUUAGUGAAAUUGAAUUCAAGAAACUUUCUUCAAAAACUCCUGACUUGAACAGUUGGCUAAGUGCUGUCAUCUCUUUCCAACAAACAUGUAUUGAUGGUUUUCCUGAAGGAAAACUAAAGACUGAUCUUCAGAACCUGUUUGUGGAUUCCAAGGAAUUUGUUAGCAAUUCCCUUGCUAUCGUUUCUCAGGUUUCUACAUUCCUUUCUACAAUGCAGACAUUUGGACGUGGCCGUAUGUUGUUGUCAGAUAACUCUAACUCACCAGUUGCUUCUUUGGAUUCUGAUGGAUUUCCUUCUUGGGUUCAUUCUGAGGAAAGAAGGGUGUUGAAGGCUUCUAGUAUUAGACCUACACCUAAUGUCACUGUUGCACAAGAUGGCACUGGUGACUUCAAAACCAUCUCUGAAGCUUUAGCAGCCAUCCCUGCAAUCUACCCCGGAAGGUAUGUGGUUUAUGUUAAAGAAGGAGUAUACGACGAGACUGUGACAAUAACAAAGAAAAUGCAAAAUCUAACCAUGUAUGGUGAUGGAUCACAAAAGAGUAUUAUCACUGGUAGCAAAAACUUUAGGGAUGGUGUUAGGACAUUCCUAACUGCAAGUUUUGUGGUGCUAGGAGAAGGAUUUUUGGGUCUAGCAAUGGGAUUCAGAAACACAGCUGGUCCUGAUGGACAUCAAGCAGUGGCAGCCAGAGUCCAAGCCGACCGUGCAGUGUUCGCCAACUGUCGUUUCGAGGGAUACCAAGACACUCUAUACACACAAACACAUAGACAAUUCUACCGCAGUUGCAUCGUUUCAGGAACAAUUGAUUUCAUCUUUGGUGAUGCAGCAGUUGUGUUCCAAAAUUGCAUCAUGGUUGUUAGAAGACCAAUGGACAACCAACAAAACAUGGUCACAGCACAAGGAAGAAUGGACAAACAACAAGCAACUGGAACUGUCCUACAUAAGUGUCAAAUCAAAGCUGAUGAAAAACUUGUUCCUGUUAAAGACACAAUCAAAAGUUACCUUGGUAGACCAUGGAAGGAAUUCUCAAGAACCAUUGUUAUGGAAAGUGAAAUAGGUGAUUUUAUUCACCCUGAUGGAUGGACACCUUGGAUGGGAAACUUUGCAUUAGAUACAUUGUAUUAUGCUGAGUUUAAUAACACUGGACCUGGUGCUAGUACUAGUGCUAGAGUUAAGUGGCCUGGUUACAAAGUUAUUGACAAAGAAGAAGCUAGCCAAUACACUGUAGGAGCUUUCUUGAAAGGUGCAUGGGUUCAAACCUCUGGUGUACCAUCUCAACAAGGAUUGUACUUUUAAGUUUUAAGUCAAUGUUUCGACUCACAGUGCUGCCGAGAUUUUGUUGAAGCUUUAAAGGGUAGCUUACUGUGAAUCUGUUAAAUUCAAACAUGCACUAAAUGUUUUUGGUUGGUUAUUUAUUGGUUUCAAAUGUCACUAUUUGAGUGAGUUUGUUUGAUGAUUCGUGUUCAACCAAAUGAGUACACAUAUGUGCAAACAUAAUUAGUGGCAAAGAUCUAUGUCUUUUGUACUCUCAAUGAUUUUGAUUACUGAGAUGAAUUGUAAUCUUUUUCGUUUUUCUUUUCA